This is a messenger RNA of Candidula unifasciata, 925 nucleotides long. The record is from the annotation of a GenBank genome assembly. Lineage: Eukaryota; Metazoa; Mollusca; Gastropoda; Stylommatophora; Geomitridae.
AUGGAGCAAGAUCAACCUUUAUCACAUUCAUCACUAAAGAUUCUAUUAAACCCAAAACCACCCGAAAGGAAUCAUGUGAGAAGAGACCGACGUUACACCAGCAGAAGACAGCCCGGCAGCAUACCCCAUUUCUCUAGAAGCCCUAGGAUCUUCACAAACCAAGUUGAAGCCUCAAGCAACUCCCAAAGAAGUCUUGGAAGCAAGCUGUUGAUUCUGGCACCAGCAUUUGCCUUUCAGUUCUGUGUUGUCUUGACGUCUGUGUUCUCUGUUGUCAACUUGAGACUGCUGUCCGUACCUCCGGAAUAUGCUUCAGUACAUUUGAUCGUAUCAGCCGCCAUCAGCAUCGCAUUGGUUGUUGCCGUGCAGAAGUGCUCGUCGGGAUGGACUGACAGUAGGAACAUCUUGAGCAGAUUUCUGGUCUGUUUUACGGCUUACCUCUUCUUGGGCACACUUCUUGUGUUGAUUGCCAAUGUUGACAAAUUGUUCCAAGCGGAUUUGCGUAAUCUUAAUGUUACCGGAAAUGCGACAUUUUCAUUUCCUGAUCAAGUAAAAGCUGGUCAAGUGAAAGUUGAUGAAACGAAAGAGGAUCAAGCCAUUUUUCAUGACGAGAAUAAUAUAGAUAGAACUGUCUUCGCGAAUGUUACAGCAGAUCGGCAAGACAUUUUGCUGAAUGCAGUGGAUACGUACUCAGAGAUCGGCUUAGCAAGUGUUUCCAUGUUCUGUAGCAAAAGGAUGAGUACCUCGUCAUUGUACUCGCAGAUUCUGGCAUUUGUGGGUUACGUCAUCAUGGCGUCGGCCUUUUCGUCUGGUCAUUUUUUGAUGUCAGCUGUUGGCGCAUAUCUCUCAGAGGCGGAUCACCAGGCCGGCGUAAGCUCCGUCGAGUUGGUUGUUGCCGCCUUUGGCGGUUGCUUCACUUCUUUUAUAG